GUAAGGGGCUCUGGAGACUGCCUCAGAGGGCCUGGGUGUGAGGGCCAGAGGGCAGAGGCCCAGAGAGACACAGCAAAGGAACAACACAGAGAGAAAGAAACAGAAGGAGCCCCAAAGGGACAAGGACCCCAACAUUCAUCCACAUAGCCAUAGCCACAGUGGGAGCCAGCCCUGGGAGCAGCUCUGCUGCCUGUCUGUCCCCAUGGGUCACUGUGGGCCAUGGCUGCACACUUCUGUCCUCUGGGCUGCAGUGGCCAGCCUGCUUCUCCCCACUGCCGUGACCCAGCAGCUGAGAGGGGCUGGGCCGGGGCCCAGAAACUGGAACAACAAUGCAGGAGCUUCGGGGCCCUCAGAGGACGCGUCGGGCAAGUCUGGCCACCCCACGCACAGCCAUAGAGGCCACGGAGAUGAGAACAAGGAUGUUUCCACAGAGAGUGGGCAUCAUUUCUGGGGCCACGGAGACCACAGAGAAGAGGACGAAGAUGUCUCCAGAGAAUCCCAAGACCGUAGGUACCAAGGCCACAAGGUGGGAGAUGAGAACAUCUCUGAUGAGGAGGAAUAUACAGAGCAUGCUCAGCAGGCCCGUGGGCACGGGAGCCAUGGGAGUGAAGACCCGGAUGAUUCAGCUGGGCACGGGCACCACUUCCCCAGCCACGGGAGCCAGGGCCAUCAAGAUGAGGACGAAGACGAAGUUGUGUCCAGUGAGCGUCACCAUCAUAUCGUCAGGCGUGUGCACCGAGGCCAUGGAGAAGAGGAGGAUGAAGAAGAGGAAGGGGAGGAUGUCUCCACUGAGUAUGGACACCAGGUCCACAGACACCGAGACCCUGGGAAGGAAAGGGAUGAAGAUGUCUCAGAUGAACACCACCAUCAUAUCCUUAGCCACAGACAUCAAGGCCACAGAGACAAGGAAGAGGAGGAUGAGGAUGUGUCCACUGAACACUGGCACCAGGUUCCCAGAUAUACCCACCAUGGCCUUGGUGACGACGAGGAGGAAGAGGAGGAGAUCACAGUAGAGUUCAGCCACCAUGUUGCAAGCCACCAACCCCAAGGCCAUGAGAGCGCUAAGGAGGAGGACUUCCCAGAGGAAUCUGAAAGAGCAGUCCCUGGCCAUCACCACCACGGAGUCCCCAAGGAGGAAGAUGAGGACAUCUCUGCCAAGCUUGGCCACCAGGCUCCCAGCCACAGGCAGCAAAGCCACAGAGAUAAAGGGACUGGCCACAGAGGGUCCAUCAAAGAGGAGACUAGCCCCCAGCCCCCAGGACACACGGGGGUGAAGGAUAGAAGCCAUUUAAGGGAGAGUGAUUCUGAGGAGGAAGAGGAAGAGAAGGAAGAGGAUCACAGCUCCCAUGAAGAAGAGGAUGAAGGUUCAGAGGAGGGAGGAGAAGGUACCCACCAUGGCAGCCUGGACCAGGAGGAGGAGGAAGACAAGGAGGAAGGUCAUGGCCUCAGCCUGAGCCAGGAGGACGAAGAAGAAGAGGAGGAAGAGGAGGAGGAAGAAGAGAAGGAGGAGAGGAGGGAAGAGAGGGCUGAGGUUUGGGUCCCACUGAGCCAAGACCACCAGGAGGAAGAAGAUGAGGAGGAGGGGCUGGAGGAGGAUGAGCCCCCCUUCACCAUCAUCCCCAACCCACUGGCCAGGAGGGAGGUGUCUGGAGGUGCCUCCAGUGAAGAGGAGAGUGGUGAGGACAUGGAUCAGCAGGAUGCCCAGGAGUACGGGAACUACCAGCCAGGGUCCCUGUGUGGCUACUGCUCCUUCUGCAACCGAUGCACUGAAUGUGAGAACUGUCACUGUGACGAGGAGAACAUGGGAGAGCACUGCGACCAGUGCCAGCACUGUCAGUUCUGCUACCUCUGCCCGCUGGUCUGCGAAACUGUCUGCACUCCGGGAAGCUACGUCGACUAUUUCUCCUCGUCCCUGUACCAAGCCCUGGCAGACAUGCUGGAAACUCCGGAAACCUAACCCAGACACACGGCUGCGGCGCAGAUACAUCUCCCUGGCCCUCCAACCCCUUUCCACGGGCCAUAUUUAUUUCUCUGAAUAAACGUGCUCCCCGAAACCUCA
Physeter macrocephalus (sperm whale) is the source of this 2059-nucleotide messenger RNA. RefSeq names its product histidine rich calcium binding protein (gene HRC). The transcript has 6 exons. Gene Ontology annotation, molecular function: calcium ion binding. NCBI's taxonomy places the organism in Eukaryota, Metazoa, Chordata, Mammalia, Artiodactyla, Physeteridae. Bases 203 to 1957 code for a protein of 584 amino acids. The record is from RefSeq and is a predicted model, not a curated record.